Molecule: messenger RNA, 4089 nt
Organism: Benincasa hispida (wax gourd)
Lineage: Eukaryota; Viridiplantae; Streptophyta; Magnoliopsida; Cucurbitales; Cucurbitaceae
Source: RefSeq, a predicted model, not a curated record
UACUGUUUGCCAAGAGAGAGGUAGCGUAGAAGGUUUAAGAAUAAGGUCAGAGAGAGAGAGAGUAAAGGAAAAGGAUUAUACAGAUUGGUAUUAUUUGGCUUCAUUUCACUUGCUUUUGCUCUGAAGGGAGUAUUUCAUUUUCUGGUGAAGAUUGAAGAAAUCCCUUCUCUUUUUCUGUUUCAAUCUGCAACAGAAAAUUGAAGAUUGGCUCAAGAACUUGUUGAGUUCUUUGAAACUAUUACUGAUGAUUUUUUUUUUUUUUUGUGAAUUUCAGUUCUGAUUCUUGUUGGAGUUUCGUCUCUUUAAUGCUUUUUCCUGCAUAAAUUGAAGGAUCUGGAUUCUGUUUUUAGGUUUUGACUCUGAUUUUUUUCUUUGUGGGACUCGCCUUUGUGUUUCUGGUCUCUGUCUUGACUUUUCCAUAGAGAAUGUCAAUUUCGAGUUCAUUUUCUAACAUUCGAUGGGAACUAUUUGUGUUCGAUGGUUUUAGUUGAAUUCCUCCGUGUUGGGGUUUUGCAUCUGUAGUCGAAUUGUUCUGAAAUCCCUUCCAUUUCUGGUAUUUUUGAAGUGGGGUUUCUCUGAUCUGUUUCAAGAUCCCUUCUGAUUGCCUUUUGGGGGUCUAGGGUUCCAAACUGAAUAAUUCUUUUUCCAAUUCUUUUUUUGAAUUUGAUGGGCUAGAAACCCUCCUUUGUUGUUAUUCUUGUCACAAACUUUUGCUUGUUGAUCUCUCUUGAGUUUUCUUUUGAAAACGAGCUUAAAUGCAUCUUUCACUAUGGAAAAAUCUGUCUCAUUGCGCUGCUGCUCUAUUAAUGGACAAGAAGGGCCGAAGAAGAGAUGGGUCUGCCACUGGACAUGAUUCCAAGAAAAACUCGUCAAUUCUUCGAAAAUUGCAAGAGAAUAAGCUCAGGGAAGCUCUUGAAGAAGCAUCUGAAAAUGGGUCUCUCUUCAAAUCGCAAGAUAUUGAUGAAUCCGAAUCGCUCGGCGACCAGGAUGACGGCGGCGGCUUGGGCCGGUCGCGUUCGCUCGCUAGACUCCAUGCGCAGCGGGAAUUCCUACGCGCCACCGCCCUCGCCGCUGAGCGAACUUUCGAGUCCGAAGACGCCAUUCCUGACCUCCAUGAAUCUUUCUCCAAGUUCCUCACUAUGUACCCCAAUUACCAGUCCUCUGAGAAGAUCGAUCAGCUGAGGUCCAACGAGUACUCGCAUCUCUCUUCAAAGGUAUGCCUCGAUUACUGUGGCUUCGGACUUUUUUCUUACGUUCAAACACUUCACUAUUGGGAGUCCUCCACAUUUAGCUUGUCUGAGAUUACUGCAAAUCUGAGCAACCAUGCUCUUUAUGGAGGUGCUGAAAAGGGGACUGUUGAACAUGAUAUAAAGCUUAAGAUUAUGGACUAUUUGAACAUUCCUGAGCAUGAGUAUGGGCUUGUGUUUACUGUGAGUAGAGGGUCGGCUUUUAAAUUGCUUGCUGAUUCAUAUCCUUUUCAUACCAACAAAAAAUUGUUGACCAUGUUUGAUUAUGAGAGCCAAUCCGUGAGUUGGAUGGGUCAGUGUGCCAGAGAGAAAGGUGCAAAAGUGUAUAGCGCCUGGUUCAAAUGGCCAUCCCUGAAACUCUGCUCCACUGAUUUGAGAAAACAGAUUUCAAAUAAGAGGAGAAAGAAGAAGGACUGUGCUACUGGUCUUUUUGUGUUUCCAGUUCAAUCUAGAGUGACAGGGGCAAAGUAUUCAUACCAGUGGAUGGCUCUAGCACAACAGAACAACUGGCACGUGCUUCUUGAUGCUGGAUCUUUAGGUCCUAAAGACAUGGAUUCCCUUGGACUGUCCCUUUUCCGGCCGGAUUUCAUUGUUACAUCAUUCUAUAGAGUUUUUGGAUUUGAUCCAACCGGUUUUGGAUGUCUACUAAUCAAGAAAUCAGUAAUGGCAAGUUUACAGAAUCAUUCUGGGAGUACAGGAUCAGGAAUGGUGAAGAUAACUCCUGAAUAUCCUUUAUACCUGAGUGAUUCAGCUGAUGGUCUUGAUGGAUUCGCUGGGAUUGAAGGUGAUGGAGACUCUGAGAAUGUUGAUAAAGCCUCUGAAACACGUCAAAAAUCUCAGCUGCCCGCUUUCUCGGGUGCGUUCACAUCUUCUCAGGUCAGAGAGGUAUUUGAAACUGAGAUGGAUAGUUCUGAGAGAGAUGGUACGAGCACUAUAUUUGAGGAAUCAGAGAGCAUCUCUGUUGGAGAGGUGAUGAAGAGCCCAGUAUUCAGUGAAGACGAGUCAUCUGAUAAUUCAUUGUGGAUUGAUUUAGGCCAUAGUCCACUUGGGUCUGACAAUGCUGGCUUCAGCAAACAUGAAAUUGCCUCCCCAUUGCCCCCAUACUGGUUUGCAUAUCGAAAAAAUAGGCGACAGUCACCCAAACCGACAUCGAAAAUAUACAGCAGCCCACUUUAUGAUGACAAAGAAGUAAAUUCAAGGCCAGGUGAUGAGAGAAAUAUGCUGUCAUUUGAUGCAGCUGUCAUGUCAGUUUCUCAAGAGCUUGAUCGCUACAAAGAGGUUGGUGGAGGUAAAGAUUCAGUAAUGAGCCCUGCCUCACGGAGUGGUAAAAAGAGUUUAGAGCAUACGAACCUGAUGGAGGUAGACAAAACUAGCAAGACACUAUCAAAUGGUAUGUCAGGUUGUGAUGUCAAGAGAUCUCAUCUUGGCAAUUCAACUUCUGGAUCCCAGCAGCAUAACUUAGAGAAUGGUUCAACCUCUGAGAUCUGCUCAGAGAUUAAGGAGAGUGCAAUAAGACGUGAAACUGAAGGUGAAUUUAGGUUGCUGGGAUGCCGAGGGAAUAGAUUUGCUGGUGGGAGGUUUUUUGGAGUAGAAGAAUCUGAAGUGCAGAACAAGGGAAGAAGAGUCUCUUUUGGCAUUGAUGACAAUGGUAAAGAGCACCAGAGCUGUAAUUUGGAGCCAGGUGAAACGUCGGUUACUAGCUUUGAUGAUGAUGAAGGUACCAGUGACGGUGAAUAUGGUGAUGGACAAGAUUGGGACAGGAGAGAACCUGAGAUUAUAUGCCGCCAUAUUGAUCAUAUUGAUUUGUUGGGUCUCAAUAAGACUACUCUCAGAUUAAGAUUUCUGAUCAAUUGGCUUGUGACGUCACUACUACAACUUAGGUUACCCGAUUCUGAUGGAAGCAGCAGAGGAAAUCUUGUUCAAAUUUAUGGUCCUAAAAUAAAAUACGAAAGGGGUGCUGCCGUAGCAUUCAAUGUGAGAGACAAAGUUAGGGGGCUAAUCAACCCAGAAAUUGUACAGAAGCUGGCUGAAAGAGAGGGUAUAUCUCUAGGAAUUGGUUUCCUUAGUCACAUACGUAUUGUUGACAAUCCAAGACAUCAUAAAGGUUUGAAUCUAGAAGACACCACCCUCUGCAGACCAAUGGAAAAUGGCAAGCUUGGUGGAAAGAGCGGGCUCAUGCGGGUUGAAGUCGUGACUGCUUCUCUGGGAUUUUUGACCAAUUUCGAAGAUGUCUACAGAUUAUGGGCUUUUGUAGCAAAGUUUCUUAAUCCAACCUUUAUCAAAGAGGGUGUUCUUCCUACAGUUGAAGAAGGUUCAGAAGUAUAAUACCUGAAGCAACAGCUAUUGACAGAGUAGGUACAGUUUCAAGAGCAUGUCAUUUGGACAAGGGGGGAGAGAGUAUCUGAAGGAGAUAACUCAACUCAAAGCAUCAAACAAAAAGGCAUCCCGAAAACGAUGGAAAGUGCAUUAUCUUCCCAUCCUUCUCGGAUGCUUUGAUCUUCACUUACAGCUCUCCAGCACAAGCAGAUGAAUUCUUAUUUUUACUUGGAUUGUUCUCUUUUUGAGUUAAUUUCUAGUCUGAGCUUCUGGAGAAAUUGUUUGAUCUCGAGCAGCCACGGCACCGUGAUCUUGCUGGUAUAUAGCUCCAGAUAAGCUCAAAUUCUUGAAUCUGUGUAAAAGAAGUUUAGCUUAGAAUUAUGCCUGCUGUAUUUAGCCGAUGCUCGGAAAGUUUUUUCAUUUUCCGUUUCGUUUUAUUUUCUGAGUUUGCUGCUAUUUUUCCGCUCUCAAUGGUAGUUAAUGUCAAUCUGAGCAAUGCAAAGACAUGUUACGGACUUUGAACAAA